Messenger RNA from Erigeron canadensis, 3254 nucleotides. Its product is annotated as peroxisome biogenesis protein 6. Bases 122 to 2953 code for a protein of 943 amino acids. Gene Ontology annotation, cellular component: peroxisomal membrane; cytosol. Gene Ontology annotation, molecular function: ATP hydrolysis activity; ATP binding. The record is from RefSeq and is a predicted model, not a curated record. Gene Ontology annotation, biological process: protein import into peroxisome matrix. Lineage: Eukaryota; Viridiplantae; Streptophyta; Magnoliopsida; Asterales; Asteraceae. The transcript has 17 exons.
AUUAACCAGCGUCAAAGGCCUCUUUAUCAAUUCUCUUGAUUUGCGCGAUAAAACAUCAACUGCUAUAUAUAGAUACAGAUAUAGAUAUAUGUUUCUGUAUCUAUCUAUGCCUUAACUAAAAAUGGUGGAAACAAGUAGAAGGAAGCCACUGGUGCUUUCCUCAACAAAAUCACUCAUCAGUUCUGUAGUCAAUUCAUCAUCCGUUAAUAAACAACAACUAUUUACCGGAAUUCACGACGAUGCUUCGCCGUCGGCUAACAAACACUCCGCCGCCUCCGGUGAAACGACGUCGUUGCAGCUGCGUGCCGGAAUACUUAGGUUAUCUGAGAAAUUGACGAUUAAUGUGGAUGAAGCUGCUUUGAUUGGACUAUCAACUUCACUAUUAAAAAAACUAUCUAUUACCUCUGGCUCUCUGGUGAUUGUGAAAAAUGUAGAUUUCUCGAUACAAAGAGUGAGCCAGGUCGUGGCUCUAGAUCCCCCGAAUGUUCAUGAUGUUGCAUCAUCAGACAAUGAACCAUGUUCGUAUGAUUUUAUGAAUGCAAUGGUUGUAUUUCCUUCUUAUACUUAUCCUCUGGUCCACCAUGUGCCAUUAGCUACCCAAGUUGCUUAUGUUUCUCCCCUUUUAGCAUUCAAUCUUGGCUUGCAUACAUCAUGCUUGAGAUUGCUUCUUCCCCAUGGAGAAGAGAAAUUAGCCUCUUUGUUUGAAGCUAAUGGAGAUGCAAGUGAGGGGUUAUCCGUUAAUCUAGAUAUUGAACCUUUGACGAAAUUACCGAGGUAUGCCUCACAUCUGAGGGUUUCGUAUGUGAAGAUACCAGAAUGUGGUACCAUUGGUUCUCUUACAGGUAGUUCAUCUAUUGAAGCUGAAGAUCGUCAGACAAAAGUUGAUUUGGCCUUAAAUGAAUACUUCUCUAUAGAUAGAUAUCUUGCUAGAGGUGAUCUCUUCAGUAUCUGCAUAAACUGGAAUUGCAAAUCAGCUAUGUGCAUCGCUUGUAACCAAAAGAAAAAAAAUUCAAGCUACACCAAUCUAUACUUCAAGGUGGUUGCAGCUGAACCUUCAGAUGAGCUUGUCCUGAGAAUCAAUCGCACUCAAACUGCACUUGUGCUUGCUGCAAGUACUCCAUCUGCUGUUCCCCCAAAUCUUUUACUGGCCAAGCAAAGAGGUUUUGCACCUUUACACCAAGAAGCAAUAAAGACCCUGGCCUCCAUUAUAACGCCUACUUUAUGCCCAUCAGAACUUUCAUCAAAAUUUCGGGUAGCUGUUUUACUGUUUGGUUUACCUGGGUGUGGGAAGAGAACUGUGGUGAGGCAUGUUGCUUGUCAACUUGGGCUGCAUGUGGUCGAGUAUAGUUGUCAUGAUUUAAUGGCAUCUUCUGAGAGGAACUCUUCUGUCAUGUUGGCUCAAGCUUUUGGUGCUGCUCGCAGAUAUUCACCAACAAUUCUUCUUCUCCGUCAUUUUGAUGCUUUUAACAAUUUGAGCUCUAAUGAUGGUUCACCAAAUGACCAAGUCGGUGUGAAUUCCGAAGUUGCUUCUGUCAUCAGGGAAUUCACUGAACCAUUUAACCAAAAUGAAGAUUAUUUUGAAGAGGAAGGAGAAGCAGAGCAUAUGAACAGCACUAAUUGGAUGAAUACUCAUCCAGUACUGCUUGUUGCAGCUGCUGAUAAUUCUGAAGGGUUGCCACCUACUAUUAGGCGUUGUUUCAGCCAUGAAGUAAAGAUAGGACCUUUGACUGAAGAACAGAGAGUUGUAAUGCUAUCCCAGUCACUUCACCGUAUUCCUGAAUUGCUUCCGGAUACUUCUCCAGAAGAUCUUGCAAAAGAUAUGGUUGGACAGACAUCUGGUUAUACGCCAAGGGAUAUAAGGGCUUUAAUUGCUGAUGCUAGUUCGAGUUUGAUUCCAACUAAUGGCAUUAGUUUUGAGAAGGAUGAGUCCCAAGCUUUGGGUGAAGGAAGUUCACAUGCACUGAAACCACGAAAGGAUAUUAGUUCGACUGAUGUCGCACCCCAGCCUCUCGGCAAAGAAUUUAUGAACAAAGCUCUCGAGCGAUCAAAGAAAAGGAAUGCUUCGGCUCUUGGAACUCCCAAGGUCCCCAAUGUCAAAUGGGAAGAUGUUGGCGGACUGGAAGAUGUGAAAAGAUCUAUUUUAGAUACAGUUCAGCUUCCCCUUCUGCAUAAGGAUUUGUUUUCAUCUGGCCUACGUAAGCGCUCUGGUGUUCUUCUUUAUGGUCCUCCUGGUACCGGAAAAACUUUGCUGGCAAAAGCUGUUGCGACCGAAUGUUCUCUUAAUUUUCUGAGUGUUAAAGGGCCUGAAUUGAUAAACAUGUACAUAGGAGAGUCAGAGAAAAAUGUACGAGACAUAUUUCAGAAGGCUCGAGCAGCUCGGCCGUGUGUCAUCUUUUUCGAUGAACUCGAUUCUCUUGCUCCAGCCAGAGGUGCUUCCGGUGAUUCUGGAGGAGUUAUGGACCGUGUGGUUUCUCAGAUGCUUGCAGAGAUUGAUGGCCUAAAUGAUUCUUCUCAAGACUUAUUCAUAAUAGGAGCAAGCAACAGACCUGAUCUUAUAGAUGCAGCACUUUUAAGGCCUGGUCGAUUUGAUAAGCUACUUUAUGUUGGAGUCGCUACAGACCCGUCGUAUAGAGAGAGGGUUUUAAAAGCACUGACCCGGAAAUUCAACUUGCACGAAGACGUAUCUCUUUAUUCAGUAGCAAAGAAAUGCCCCCCUAACUUUACUGGUGCAGACAUGUAUGCCCUGUGUGCGGAUGCAUGGUUCCAUGCUGCAAAGCGCAAGGUAUUAGCUGCUGAUGCCGAUCCAACUUGCAUGAAGGAUGAAGUUGAUUCUGUUGUAGUCGAAUAUGAAGAUUUUGUGACAGUAUUAAGAGAGCUUUCCCCCUCACUUUCUCUAGCAGAGCUCAACAAAUAUGAGUUACUACGAGAUCAAUUUGAAGGAACUUCAAAAUGAGCGUCUUUUUGCCAUCUUCGAACACUCAAUCUGGCCUUCUCUAUCUCGUGUGUCAUUUUUAAAUUUGACACUUAUUAUAGGCGGAGAGAGUAUUACUAUUGUUUUUAUUAAAUUAAAUAUAUAUUCAAUGAGGAGUGAAAGAAACAGCUAAUGGUUGUCUAUUACCCACAUUGUCCUUCUUUGUAGGCAUGUGGAUUGCCAUCCAAGUUGUUUUUAGAGAUUUAAUUUUUGAUCUUGUCAUUUUAGCAUUAAUGAUUGGAAUAAUUGAAAGCUUCUCAGGUUGUAACUUGGCUCAUUGGAA